Acomys russatus (golden spiny mouse) is the source of this 1947-nucleotide messenger RNA. RefSeq names its product forkhead box A1 (gene Foxa1). The transcript is spliced from 2 exons. The coding region runs from base 110 to 1516 and encodes 468 amino acids. Gene Ontology annotation, molecular function: RNA polymerase II cis-regulatory region sequence-specific DNA binding; DNA-binding transcription factor activity, RNA polymerase II-specific; transcription factor binding. The record is from RefSeq and is a predicted model, not a curated record. Gene Ontology annotation, biological process: regulation of transcription by RNA polymerase II; cell differentiation; anatomical structure morphogenesis. Lineage: Eukaryota; Metazoa; Chordata; Mammalia; Rodentia; Muridae.
GCGCUCCGGUGACCGCGGCCGCUCUGCGCCCCUCCCCCGCCCCGCGCAGCGCACCCGCCCGUCGCUCCGCACUGGGUUGGAUGGUUGUGUCGGGCAGGGUGGCUCCAGGAUGUUAGGGACUGUGAAGAUGGAAGGGCAUGAAAGCAGCGACUGGAACAGCUACUACGCGGACACUCAGGAGGCCUACUCCUCUGUCCCAGUCAGCAACAUGAACUCUGGCCUGGGCUCCAUGAACUCCAUGAACACCUACAUGACCAUGAACACCAUGACCACGAGCGGCAACAUGACCCCGGCUUCCUUCAACAUGUCCUACGCCAACCCGGGCCUAGGGGCGGGCCUGAGUCCCGGUGCUGUGGCCGGCAUGCCCGGGAGCUCUACGGGAGCCAUGAACGGCAUGACUGCAGCAGGUGUCACUGCCAUGGGCGCAGCGCUGAGCCCCGGAGGUAUGGGCUCCAUGGGCGCGCAGCCCACAGCCUCCAUGAACAGCCUGGGCCCCUACGCUGCCGCCAUGAACCCGUGCAUGAGCCCCAUGGCGUACGCGCCGUCCAACCUGGGCCGUAGCCGUGCGGGGGGAGGCGGGGACGCCAAAACGUUCAAGCGCAGCUAUCCGCAUGCCAAGCCGCCCUACUCCUACAUUUCGCUCAUCACCAUGGCCAUCCAGCAGGCGCCCAGCAAGAUGCUCACACUGAGCGAGAUCUACCAGUGGAUCAUGGACCUCUUCCCCUAUUACCGUCAGAACCAGCAGCGCUGGCAGAACUCCAUUCGCCACUCGCUGUCUUUCAACGACUGUUUCGUCAAGGUGGCGCGUUCCCCUGACAAGCCCGGCAAGGGCUCCUACUGGACGCUGCACCCGGACUCCGGCAACAUGUUCGAGAACGGCUGCUACUUGCGCCGUCAAAAGCGCUUCAAGUGUGAGAAGCAGCCGGGGUCCGGAGGCGGGAGCGGGGGCGGCGGCUCCAAGGGAGUCCCCGAAAGCCGCAAGGACCCCUCAGGUGCAGGUAACCCCAGCGCGGAGUCACCCCUUCACCGGGGUGUACACGGAAAAGCUGGCCAGCUAGAGGGCGCGCCGGCCCCCGGGCCCGCCGCCAGCCCCCAGACUCUGGACCACAGCGGGACCACGGCGACAGGGGGCGCUUCGGAGUUGAAGUCUCCAGCGUCUUCAUCUGCGCCCCCCAUAAGCUCCGGGCCAGGGGCGCUGGCAUCUGUACCCCCCUCUCACCCGGCACACGGCCUGGCACCCCACGAAUCUCAGCUGCAUCUGAAAGGGGACCCCCACUACUCCUUUAACCACCCGUUCUCUAUCAACAACCUCAUGUCCUCCUCGGAGCAGCAGCACAAGCUGGACUUUAAGGCAUAUGAGCAGGCACUGCAGUACUCUCCUUACGGCGCCACCUUGCCCGCCAGUCUGCCCCUUGGCAGCGCCUCGGUGGCCACGAGGAGCCCCAUCGAGCCCUCAGCCUUGGAGCCGGCCUACUACCAAGGUGUGUAUUCCAGACCCGUGCUAAAUACUUCCUAGCUCCCAGGACUGGGGGUUUGUCUGCAUGGCCAAUCUGGUAGCAGGAGAGGAAAAACCAACAGUAAACAAAACCACACACAUCAAACCAACCACAUAAUAAAACCCCAACUCUUUUUAUUUUCCAUGCACAAAUUUCCCCAGUUCAAAGGACUGUUACUUUCUUAUUGUAUUCAACACUCGUGUGUAUUAUUACAAAUACGACUGACUCCGUAUCAACAAUUUUUUUUCCUGCAACGUCUAAUGAUCCAUAAAUGUACAUAUAGAAAAUCUUCCUCCUUCCUUGCCCGCUUCUCCUUUUCACUCCUUCCCCUGUGAACACAUUCUAGUCUGUGCAGGGCUUAUUUAAAAAGAAGAUGGUCAAGUUUGUAAGAUAUUUGUUUGUGCUUUUCUGUUGUUGACGUUGUCGUUGUUGUUAUCGUUGCUUUUUUUUU